AUGAAUACUACAAAGUUUAGUACUAUUGCUUGGAAACUUGAUAAAGAUAAUUUGGAUUUGGUGGAAAAACUCUAUGAUAAUUGUAAAUUACAAGGCUUAAGUGAGAUUGAAUUACUUCUUAAAACUUUGUACGAUGAUGAAAGCAUAGUGGCCAAUAUUGAAAUAAAGAAUGCAUUCAAUAACGAACGAGAUCAGGAUGAAUUUAUUGCUCUUAAAACAACUAGUAUUGGUAAUGUAGUCAAUUAUGAUAAAAUAGGUCAAUCAUCAAAAAGUACUGUUGAACAAAGUUAA
Molecule: messenger RNA, 291 nt
Organism: Racocetra fulgida
Lineage: Eukaryota; Fungi; Glomeromycota; Glomeromycetes; Diversisporales; Gigasporaceae
Source: the annotation of a GenBank genome assembly